ACUGUCAACAGCAAACAUUCGUAAACAUCAGUUAGAUGUGGAGAACUUUUUAGUUUGUUUAUUCUGUUCGCAUAAAACGAAAACUUAAAUAAUGUCGGCAACAUUCAAACUUGCUAAGCAGAAACAAAAUGACUUGAGACGUCUGAUGAACGAGCAGAAAUCCAAGCAGCAGGUUACAAUUCCGACCAAGAAGAUUGAUUCGCCUCUGGCCAAGUACAAUGAAUCUGGCCAGUUGAUGUGCGUUCUUUGCAAAUCGAUUGUACGUUCGGAGGACGUUUGGAAAGUUCAUGUAAACGCUAAGCUACACAAGCAGAACAUUGAAGAGGCAAAGAAGCUCAAAGAUAAAUUACAAGUAGCGACGACUCCUGCAAUGAAACGACCAGCCACACCACCUGUAGCCGAAGUGCCGCAAAAGAAACUGAAAGGAAUACUGAAAAAUGCAAACACUACAACCGCACCUUCAACUGUACCAACCGCAACCAAUUCGAUUCCAUCAGAUUUCUUCGAUUCCAAACCAGCGGUUCAGACUAGCAGUUACUUUGAAGCGACUCUGCAAAAAACGUCGAUCCGCAAAGAUCUUGUGAAUUUUAAUCGUGAGGAACGAAAUGUGGAGGCAAACGGAGCGAAUUCAGACGUUGUUAAAAUGGAAACUGAUGAGGUUCUACCUGAAGGGUUCUUCGACGAUCCAGUUAAGGAUGCUAAAGCUCGCAAUCUUGAAUACAAGGAUCCGGUAGAAGAAGAAUGGGAACGAUUUCAAAAGGAAAUAAAGGCUGCGGCUAGUUUGUCUAACGCCAUCAUCGCUGACGAUCAGGAGGAAGCGACAACAGAACGGCAAAUCGAUGAAAUAGACGAACAAAUCCGGAACUGGUCAAGGGUCGUGAGUUUAGAGAAGAAGAAGGAAACAGUGAAGGAAAAAGACGUCAACAUCUCGUCUAGAGCAGUAAAUUCCAGUAUCAAAACAAAUAGUGAUGAUGAUGAAGACGACGAUGACGACAAUUUUGAUGAAUAUAUCGACUGGCGUGCUAAAAAAUCAUACAAGAAAAAGAAUAAAUUGAUUUGAUGGAA
This is a messenger RNA of Bradysia coprophila, 1065 nucleotides long. Its product is annotated as zinc finger protein 830. Gene Ontology annotation, biological process: mitotic DNA damage checkpoint signaling; nuclear DNA replication; mitotic DNA replication checkpoint signaling. The record is from RefSeq and is a predicted model, not a curated record. Gene Ontology annotation, molecular function: nucleic acid binding; zinc ion binding. NCBI's taxonomy places the organism in Eukaryota, Metazoa, Arthropoda, Insecta, Diptera, Sciaridae. Gene Ontology annotation, cellular component: nucleus; spliceosomal complex.